UUUAGUUCCGAGCCAGCACAGCCAGGCCUGCGCAGUCUCGGCGGCCGGGGAAGAUGGUGGAGGACGGCGCGGAGGAGCUGGAGGACCUGGUGCACUUCUCCGUGUCCGAGUUGCCUAGUCGCGGCUACGGCGUCAUGGAGGAGAUCCGGCGGCAGGGCAAGCUGUGCGACGUGACGCUCAAGAUCGGGGACCACAAAUUCAGCGCUCACCGGAUCGUCUUAGCAGCCUCUAUCCCGUAUUUCCAUGCUAUGUUUACAAAUGACAUGAUGGAGUGCAAGCAGGAUGAGAUUGUAAUGCAAGGAAUGGACCCAAGUGCCCUGGAAGCUCUGAUCAACUUUGCCUACAACGGCCACCUCGCCAUUGACCAGCAGAACGUGCAGUCGUUGCUGAUGGGGGCGAGUUUCCUGCAGCUGCAGAGCAUCAAAGACGCCUGCUGCACAUUCCUCCGAGAACGGCUUCACCCCAAAAACUGCCUGGGCGUGCGCCAGUUUGCUGAGACCAUGAUGUGCGCCCUGCUGUACGACGCGGCCAACAGCUUCAUCCACCAGCACUUUGUGGAGGUGUCCAUGUCAGAGGAGUUCCUGGCCCUGCCCCUGGAGGACGUGCUCGAGCUGGUGUCUCGGGAUGAACUGAACGUGAAAUCGGAGGAGCAGGUCUUCGAGGCCGUGCUGGCCUGGGUCAGGUACGACCGGGAUCAGAGGGGGCCCUGCCUGCCCGAGCUGCUCUCCAAUAUCCGCCUGCCCCUCUGCCGGCCCCAGUUCCUGUCGGACCGCGUGCAGCAGGAUGACCUGGUGCGUUGCUGCCACAAGUGCAGAGACCUGGUAGAUGAAGCAAAGGACUAUCACCUCAUGCCGGAGCGCCGGCCCCACCUGCCGGCUUUCAGAACUCGGCCUCGCUGCUGCACGUCUAUCGCCGGGCUCAUCUAUGCCGUGGGGGGCCUCAACUCAGCAGCAAAUUUUUAUGCAGGUGACUCCCUGAAUGUGGUGGAAGUGUUCGACCCCGUCGCCAACCGCUGGGAGAAGUGCCAUCCCAUGAGCACAGCCCGCAGCCGCGUCGGCGUGGCUGUGGUGAACGGGCUCCUCUACGCCAUCGGCGGGUACGACGGCCAGCUGCGGCUGAGCACCGUGGAGGUCUACAACCCGGAGACAGACACGUGGACGCGUGUGAGGAGCAUGAACAGCAAGAGAAGUGCCAUGGGGACGGUCGUGCUGGACGGACAGAUCUACGUCUGCGGUGGCUACGAUGGCAACUCUUCUCUCAGCUCUGUGGAGACCUACUCACCUGAGACAGACAAGUGGACAGUGGUGACCCCGAUGAGCUCGAACCGCAGUGCCGCAGGGGUUACAGUCUUCGAGGGCAGGAUCUACGUGUCGGGCGGCCACGACGGCCUGCAGAUCUUCAGCAGCGUGGAGCACUACAAUCACCACACAGCCACGUGGCACCCGGCGGCCGGCAUGCUCAACAAGCGCUGCCGCCACGGGGCCGCCUCCCUGGGAAGCAAGAUGUUCGUGUGCGGGGGCUACGACGGCUCGGGCUUCCUCAGCAUCGCCGAGGUGUACAGCUCGGUGGCGGACCAGUGGUGCCUGAUCGUGCCCAUGCUCACGCGCCGGAGCCGGGUCUCGCUGGUGGCCAGCUGCGGGCGGCUCUACGCCGUGGGGGGCUAUGACGGACAGUCCAACCUGAGCUCGGUGGAGAUGUACGACCCGGACACGGACCGCUGGACGUUCAUGGCCCCCAUGGCCUGUCACGAGGGCGGGGUCGGUGUGGGCUGCAUCCCUCUGCUCACCAUCUAAGGCGCAGGGGUGGGCCAUGGUGGGGCAGGGAUUUAGUACAAACACGGGCAGCACUCCCUCCCGGGGACCGUCCCCCUGGGGAGAGGUGCUGGACCAGACGACAAGGUGAAACGUGAGCUCGCCGGAGGUCCAGGGUUUCAGGUGCUUAAGUCCUCCUUGGCUGUGCAGCCCUUGUGAUCUUCAGGCCUGGGUGACCAAGAUACACAGCGGGGGACAGAGCCCCUGUGGGUCCCGCCACCGGUGACAGGGCGGCUCAGCUGGUCCACACAUCCGCGGGCUCCAUCCAAGCCCACCUCCCAGCCGCCGCAGCUCCGUGAGCCGCCCCUCUGCUGAGGGCUUUCCAUCUUGACAGUCCUCACCCACCACGCACCAGCCGUACCGUGGCCAGUUUGUAGGGGAGCGGCUGCAGUGGCCGAGGCCGCUGGAAACUGCUGGAUGUGGCCGGGGGAGAGGGGACACAGGCCAGAGGCCCUCACUUUGAGCCUACAGCAUGGCAGGGCCAGCUGCACACGGGCCCCUGCGCCUCCUUCCAUCCAAGGGCCCUGAGGAUUCUUGUCUACAUUGCUGAGCAAGCAGGGAGAACAGAAGCUUUUCCUGUGUCUAAUUUUGGGAUUGCCACGAGGUCUUUUUCAUCUUAUUCGAGAGAAACCGAGGGAGAAGAAAAAAAAAAAAGAUACUUGAAGGAAACUGAAGGAAAGUUAAAACAACACUUGAAAGAAACUGGAGGAAAAAUACUUUUUUCAAGUGAGCUUUUUUUUUUUUGGCAAGAAGAAAACAUAAAAGACACUAAGGGCAGUUACGUGUUUAAAUGGAAAACCUCCACCCGCCAUGAAAAGGGUGGUACCCGCUCCCACAUUCUUCGGAUCCCAGGGUCCCGAGGCCUCGCAGGGCACGCGGGGUUCCCUCUGAGCCCCCCAUGUGUCUGGAACCAGUGCACUCUCACCAUGUCCUGUAGCACGGUGCUCACGGGGUUUGUCUCCACACCCACUGUCAGCGGACUUUUUUAACUGUAGGCUUAGCGAGUUGGCUGUUACCGCCGCCCUUCUAGGUGGGAGCUCCCAGCUUGUCGCUGGCGGCUCCACGUGCCCCGGUGGUCCCCUCCUGCUGCCACUCGCGUUCCUCCCUUCCUUGACCAGAUGCUCAUUUGCCCACCUGUCCUUCUCGGAUAGUUUUCCUCCUCAUGACGCUUCUGAGGCACAUCGACCAUUUGUACCUCGAGAACCUAACCAGGGACUUGGUCCUUCCACCAGCCCCGGGGCUGGCUUGGUCCAGCCGCCGCCUCUCCCCCGCCAGUCCGCUGCUCCCCCAUCCACUUGCCAACUCCAGGGGUCUGGCCUCCCCUCCAGCCCUUGGCAGACCGACCAGCAAGGUGGACCUUUACACUCUCGCAAAGCCGGCUUUACGACCCAAAGAAGUAAAAGCCGAAAGAAUCUCUUGCUGCUGCGAAGAACAGAUUUUAUAUUUCUUCCUAUGAUCUUAGCAAACGACCUCUUGACUCCACACUCCUCCUUCGCCCUCCCUGGAUAGGACCUUGACGUUGCACAGUGGGAAACCGACAGGAGGACACUUCUGUGACCAGUGCGCUGGGCAGGGGAGCUGUUCCUCAACUGCUGCUGCCAAAAUUAGGUUUUCCUAAAAUUCUUCCAGUAGAGACUUAAGAGAGGAUACGUUUCCAACGCGAGAUUGGGUCUCAGGGUCCCAGUCUCUUCUUGGUUGGUCUCUUGCCCACCGCCACCUCUGCCCGGGUGUCCUGGAAGCCCUUCAGAAAGGCAGGAAGUGGCAUUCUGAGACAUCUCUCCUACCCUGGGACCAGGAGGCUUACCACUGUGUGCAAUCGCCAUAUUUCCAGAGGAAGUACCUUUGACACCUGCCACUUAGGUGGAGCUGGGCCUCUGCUAAAAGCGCCCGAAAAUGAUGUUUUUAUUUUAAAAGACUUCACAGUCUGAUCCAGUUUAAGCCCAGGCUCACGGCGGAGCUCCAGCAUUUCUCACUCCCUGUCUGUCUGCCUCUUGAGGUAGACUUGGAAGGAGGGUGGGGUCUGUGUUUCCUGUUAAGAGAGGAGUUUCCGAUGCACGUCUUCUUGUAAGCCCGUUCCUUUUGUGAAUUUGCAACAGCACUGACAAGCCUGAGCUGUGAAUGUGUUAAGAAUCAGCAAGUGGGCCUCGCCAGGUCCUUAGGAUGCUGACCCAGAUUUUGCCAUCGGGGUUGAGAGCUCAGUUUCCCACGAUCUGCCACUCUUGUGGUGGCCUUCCUAUACCCACUCCCACCUCCUGGCGCAGAAGUCAUACUGCCACACCUGGGCUCAGUGUUUCCGAGUAAGGUGGUGCUUUGACUUGGGCUCUCAGCACAAGUGAGCCGACACCAACAUUUCACGCUCUCCACAGUAGGUUCCUCAGUCCAAUGGUCAUAACUUUUCACAGAUGGCUGGUCUGACCCUUUGGUGUUGGAGCCUUUCCAGGAAAACCAUGAAACGACAUCACCCAGAGAUACUGUGGAAAUAAUGUGGGACAGACACUGAACAGUGAGCCUUGGGGUCCAGUCCAGCUCUGAGCAGAGGGCCGUGGCAUCAGCCGUCCUUGGGUAUUUCCCCUUAGGUAAUAACACAAGGAGCCUUCUCUUCUGGGUUUCAUCUGAGAGCAAAGCCAGGAUGGGAGCUGAAGACCAGCCUUUUGACUUGGCCACAGAGAUGUGAGUAGGUAGGAAUUCUGACUCUCCCUCCCCCCAAUUUAUUGUUUCCCAGAAAAUCUUCAUUCCUUUUAUUUAUAGAACGCAUGUCUUUUAUGUUAAGAAACCAAAGAGAAAUAAAGAGUACACUCCUAAUACCUUCUUGCCCUUCCCUGAUUUAUUUCUUUUAAUUAGAGGUGAAUCGUAUUUUUAUUGUAAUUCAGUGUAAAAAUAUUGAACAAAGUGAAAAUGUUUCUGUGAAAAUAAGAAAAAAGCCUAACUGGAUGGCAGAUGUAGUUUUCAAAGAGACGUGUGUGUAUUUUAUAAGAAUGGGUUCCGAUGAAAAAACUUCAUGAACAUGUUGCAUGCUUGCUCCUGUCCGUAUCACCCCUUUCUUGGAUCUCCCCCCUUUUCUUUACUCCGUGCCGUAAAACUCCACAAGAGUUCCCCAGCAGAAUGUGACUGGCCUGUGACUGCCUGGAACCGAAACACCCAGCUCUUUUUUUUUAAUACUCCAAGCCAGAGGUACCUAGCUUUGGUACAUGUAGAAGUCACUGGAAAGGUUUUAAACCACAGAUUGACCCCCUUCCCAGAGACCGGUUCCCUCGGACUGGAGCACAGCUCAGGUCCUUAUGCAGGCAAGUCUCCACCGUGGCUCAUAGGCUCAUCCCUGUGUGAGAACCGGGCCCCUGUGUGUAGUUUCCACUUCCCCAGAUGGAGCCACGUUCCACAUCUGUCUUCCUGAGACUGUACGCUGGUUACUGUGGCGGUGGACCUUAGGAAACUGCAUCCACACUCUUCCUAAAGUCAGCUGUUGGCCAGUCUCAUCCAGUGGGUAAUGGUUACACUCUCAGAUGACAAUUAAGGUUUUGGAAGGGUAUGUCACUCCCCCAUACACCCCACCAGCACUGUUGAUUCUCUCUUGGUCAUCUCAGUAAGUAACCUCCACGCUCAGGCUCUUGUGCCCGUUACUACCAGGUAACGUGGCUCAUUUUAGCAUAAAGAAAUGAUCUCCAAAGAACUGAGCAACUGACCUGAUCUCAUCAACUAGCCGAUAGUAUUGUCAAGAACCGAAGCCAGAUCUCCACGCUUACUGUCCAGUUCAGCUGAGGGGAGCAGUGCUUUCAUCCUCUGGAGCAGCUGAUCCUGCGAGCCCGCAGCGUGGAGGCCUGCUGCCCAGCACCGUGACGGGCCUUCGAGAAGCAGGCUGGGCAGUGAGGGAGAGAGAAGAAACCAUGUUUGGAUUAUGGAAACAGGUACCUUUGUGUCGAAACAGGAGACCAGAUUAGCUGUGGGAGAAAGGCCAAAUGCCUGUGAUGUGCUAACAGCCCUUUCCGUGUAACCUACACCGCUUUGCUCAGAACCAGAGACCCUGGGAGCACAGGGUAGCCCGAGGAGCUCUGGCUCGGCUCAUCUGCUUGACUUUCCGUUUCCCUGCUGUUCACUGAACUCCUCUGCCUUCACAACUAGCAACAGAGCCCACUCCUCUUCACCCCAAAGACCAGCGGCACUGGUUUUUACUGCUGCUCCCAAUAACAUAGUUUUACCCAACCGAAAAAUGGCAGGGGAAUCACGGUUCUUACCAAUUAUCUCCCAGGCUUACUGUUCCCUAUUUCAUCUCAACUGAUGACACAAAAUGUUUUUCUCUAGUGGAGCUCGGUUCCCUGUUUAACUCUUUUUCUAGGUUUGCCGUUCAGGGUAAAAAUGCAGACCACCUAACGGGGCAGAGAAGGCUGCUGUGGUCUGGCCUCUCUGGUCGGCCUGGCACGUCUCCUCCACGCUUGUUUCUAACGGAACCCCAGCUGGGCAGUGGCCUGUGUGCUUGUCUCACUCACGAGAUGGUGAGCUCCUUGAGUCACCCCUAGUGUGUGUCAGCGCUGGACACAUAGAAGAGACACAACCAUUAUUUUCUUGAAGAACUUGAGGGCAGUCAGGUAUAUGCAGAUCCAGAGUUCACCUAAUCAUGCUUCCUAGUUUCCCUUUGUUUUGCAUCACUGGGUUUUUUAAAAUAAUUUUAUUGAGGUAUAAUUUAUUCACUCAUUCUAAGUGUGCAGUUCAAUAGUUCGUAGUUAAUGUGCAGAGUUGUGCCACCAUUGCCGCUGCCCCGCGUUACGAUAUUUUCAUCACUCCAUAAAGUUUCCUCGUGCCCAUAUGCAGUUCGUCCCCAUUCUCACCCUCAUCCUUGGGCAACCACUAUUUUGCUUUCUGUUUCUGUGGAUUUCCUUGUUCUAGAUGUUUCAUAUAUAUGGGAUCAUACAGUAUGUGGUCUUUUGUGUCUGGCUUCAUUCCUUGGAGUACUGUUUUUGAGAUUCAUUGAUGGCAUAGAAGGUAUUGGUAGUUUGUUCUUUUUAUUUUAUUGUUCCUGUGAAUAGUAUUCCGCUGUAAGCAUAUACCACAUUUUGUUUAUCCACUUUUUUUUUCACCAAUUGAUGAAUGUUUAAUUUGUUUCCAGCGUGGGGCUUUUAUGAACAGUACUGCUAUGAUGUACAAGUUUUUGUUCUCAUACGUUUUCAUUCCUCAGGUAGACUGUUAGGAGCAGAAUUGCUGGAUCAUGCAUACGGUAAGCUUACGUUUAACCUUGUAAGAAACUGACCAUUUGUAAAACAACAAAAAAGAAAGAAACUGACCAUUUGUAUUUCUCUAAUGGCUAAUGGUUUUUGAGCAUCUUUUCAUGUUCUGGUUAGCCAUUUGUAUAUCUGUAAUAAAAUAUCUACUGAAAACUUA
Capra hircus (goat) is the source of this 7181-nucleotide messenger RNA. RefSeq names its product kelch like family member 18 (gene KLHL18). The transcript is spliced from 10 exons. Lineage: Eukaryota; Metazoa; Chordata; Mammalia; Artiodactyla; Bovidae. The record is from RefSeq and is a predicted model, not a curated record. Bases 54 to 1793 code for a protein of 579 amino acids. Gene Ontology annotation, molecular function: protein binding.